AUGUUCUGUGAAAUGGAUCCCCCCAUUGGAGACUCCAUCUCUCGAACGAGCCCGGGUCGAUGGACCCUAGGCUCCUUGAUGAUCUGCGAAAAGGUCGACGAUCCAGAGUCCAAGCCGGCAGACGCGAUAGCCAGCUGGCAAGAUGAUGACGGCACUUUCUACCUCCGAAAGAGUUCAGCAAACGAGUUGUCAGGGGCUGGCGAUGUGGAGUCUGACAGGAUUCACGUCGGGGGGACUUCAGGCGCUGUUUGGUGUCUCGGCAAAGACGCAUUCUGCAAGGUCCAUGCUUGGUGCGAAGGUCUGGAGCUCGAAGCAAACACGAUGCGGUUUGUGAGAGAGAAGGCCCCGAGUGUCCCUAUCCCGGAGCUUGUCCAUUCCUGGAUCGAUCACGAUCUCAACAGAACCUUCCUCAUAACAAAGCGAGUCCCCGGACAAAUUUUGGAACGGGUAUGGCCGCGCCUCUCUCCGCCCCAACGCACACGGAUUGCUGAAGACAUCGCGGGAUUCUGUGCUACCCUGGCCGCCAACACUUCUUCUCGGUUUGAAACGGUCACCGGAUGCGGUGUUUAUGAACCAAGGCUGAUGGAGAGUGCACCCGACUCCUACCCGACGUGGAAGCCGAGAACCCUUGGGCCAUUAUCACAGGAGCCCUUGCGUGCCUAUUUGACCAAGGCCUCGACGGAACCUGCUCCAGACAUCGACCCUCUAUUUCACUUUUACCAUGCCGAUCUCGGGCCGACGAAUAUCAUGCUAUCGGAGGAUGGUGGCCGGGUCACUGGGAUCAUCGACUGGGAAUCCGCGGCGUAUUAUCCACGUUUUUGGAUAGCCACCAAGCCUGCAACUUCUGGGGCCUUUUACCUUGAAUGCGAAACUGACGACCCGAAGCUGUGGGGUCAGCUGCUUGGGCAAGUGCUCGAGACACACGAUUACGAGAGAGCCGAUGCAGUAUUCCGUCGCUGGUAUAACUCAGUCCCGUAA
Messenger RNA from Dichotomopilus funicola, 978 nucleotides. Its product is annotated as kinase-like domain-containing protein. The record is from RefSeq and is a predicted model, not a curated record. NCBI's taxonomy places the organism in Eukaryota, Fungi, Ascomycota, Sordariomycetes, Sordariales, Chaetomiaceae. The coding region runs from base 1 to 978 and encodes 325 amino acids. The transcript has 2 exons.